Molecule: messenger RNA, 960 nt
Organism: Vicia faba (fava bean)
Lineage: Eukaryota; Viridiplantae; Streptophyta; Magnoliopsida; Fabales; Fabaceae
Source: the annotation of a GenBank genome assembly
AUGGUCGGUGGUGGAAGCAGAAGGGACGAUGGUUCGUUGGUAAUUAACAACACCAACGUGUUUGCGGCGCUUGAUACUUUGAAGAAGAAAAAGAAAUCGGAUAAGGAGAGGAAGAAUAAGGGUUCCAAAUCGGGGAAAGUGGAAUCUGAAUCGCAUUCCAAGAUGUUUUGGGCUCCGGCCCCAUUGAAUGCUUCUUCAUGGGGUGAUGUGGAUGAUGACGAUGAUGAUGAUUAUUAUGCCACCACUGCACCGCCUCAAUCUGUUUGGUCUGUUUCUGACCCACAACAUAGUGAGGAAAAGACGGACAAUUUUGAGGAUACUGAAAGUGAGGAAGAUAUUUUAGAUGAUGGGGAUGAGGAGGAGGAAGAGCAAGAUCAUGAAGCAGAACCGGAGGACGCUGUGAAACCUGAACCUGAGCUCAAGAAGGAAGCUGAAGUUCCUGUGGUACCAAAGGAAGCAGAACGACAGCUCUCCAAGAAGGAAAGGAAGAAAAAGGAACUUGAAGAGCUCGAGGCUCUUUUAGCUGAUUUUGGAGUCGCACAGAAAGAAAGUAAUGAUGGGCAAGGUCAAGAUGAUUCGCAAGGCGCACCUGAGGAUAAAAAAGAUGUUGAAGGGGAUGCAAAUGGAGAAAAGAAAGAAAUAGCUGUGGAGUCAAAGAAUGCCAAGAAGAAGAAAAAGAAGGAAAAAGCUUCCAAGGAGGUGAAAGAAUCCAACGGUCAGCACAGCAAUUCCGAAACAAACAUUGGGCCUGAUGCGGCCGAAAACGCAGAGGAGGAUCCAUCUGUUGUUGAUGUGAAAGAGCGUCUUAAGAAACUUGCUUCCGUGAAAAAGAAGAAAUCCAAUAAAGAAGUGGAUGCUGCUGCUCGAGCUGCUACUCAAGAAGCUGCUGCAAGGAACGCAAGGCUUGCUGCUGCAAAGAAAAAAGAGAAGAACCAUUAUAACCAACAACCUGUGCGGUAA